AUGUCUGAAGCAUCUGAACAGAAUCCCACUCCAGCCCCUGAAGACAAUUCUGAACAAUUUUCCACCAUGGCCUUGGAUGCAGAAGGGGAGUCAGAAGGAGGGAAGAAAAUGUCCAAGAAGGAGGCAGCCAAGCUGGAUCGUUUGCGUAAGAAGCAAGAGCUGAAAGCCGCUGCCGCUGCAAAUUCCGGUGCUGCUGCUCCUGCCUCUGAAGACCCUUUGGCAGCUAAUUACGGCGACGUGCCGCUUAACGAGCUUCAGUCCAAGGCUGUUACAGGGCGCAAAUGGACAGAAGUUGGUAAACUCGAGGCAGGAUUUGAGGGCCAGGUGGUCCUUUUUAGAGGUAGGUUGCAGGCUAAAAGGGGGAAGGGUAAGUUGGCCUUUUUGGUAGUGAGGGAAAGGGGCUUCACCGUGCAAUGUGUGCUGAAUGUUAAACCUGACGUUGUGAGCCCCCAGAUGGUAAAAUACGCCACUGCCCUGAGUACUGAGUCUAUCAUUGAUGUUGAAGGGGUAGUUUCUGUGCCCAAAGUUCCUGUUGAAAGUACUACUCAAAAGGUUGAAGUUCAUGUUACCAAAAUUUAUGCCAUAAGCAAUGCGGAGCCAGUCCUACCUGUUAACAUAGAUGAUGCUGCGAGAAGUGAAACUGAAAUUGUGAAAGCUGAGCAGGCUGGUGAACCAGUUAUUCGUGUUAAUCAAGACACGCGUUUGAAUAACAGGGUCCUGGACUUGCGUACUCCUGCAAACCAGGCAAUAUUCCGCCUUCAGAGUGAAGUUGGGAUGUUUUUUGAGCAAUAUUUGCGAGCUAAAGAUUUUAUUGCACUACAUACACCUAAGCUGAUGCCUGGUUCUAGUGAGGGGGGUUCGGCUGUUUUCAAACUGGAUUACAUGGGGACACCUGCUUGUCUGGCUCAGUCACCUCAGCUGCACAAACAAAUGGCUAUUUGUGCUGAUUUCGGGCGUGUCUAUGAGAUAGGGCCUGUUUUCAGAGCUGAGCGUUCAUUCACUCAUAGACAUUUGUGUGAGUUCGUAGGCCUUGACGUGGAAAUGGAAAUCAAGGAACACUAUUCAGAGGUCAUGGAUAUUGUUGGUGAGUUGUUUGUGUCGAUGUUCGAUAGUUUAAAUAAGAACUGUCAAAAGCAGCUCGAGGCAAUUAACAGACAAUAUCCAUUCAAGCCCUUGAAGUACUUGCCAAAGACUUUGCGCCUUACAUUUGAAGAAGGGAUCAAAAUGCUCGAGGAAGCUGGGGUUAAUGUUGAUCCCCUUUGUGAUCUGAACACCGAAAAUGAAAGAAAGUUGGGGGAGCUUGUAAAGGAAAAGUAUGACACAGAGUUCUACAUACUCCACCGGUACCCUUUGGCUGUCCGUCCUUUUUAUACCAUGCCAUGUUAUGAUAAUCCAACCUACAGUAACUCCUUUGAUGUUUUCAUUCGAGGGGAGGAAAUUAUUUCUGGAGCACAACGUGUGCAUGAGGCUCAGCUGUUGGAAAAAAGAGCUAGGGAAUUGGGUAUCGACGUCAAAACGAUAUCUACAUAUAUUGAUGCAUUCAGGUAUGGGGCUCCACCUCAUGGUGGUUUUGGCGUUGGAUUGGAGCGGGUGGUUAUGUUGUUUUGCGCACUGAACAACAUACGCAAGACAUCACUUUUCCCCCGUGAUCCGAACCGCCUUGCGCCUUGA
Molecule: messenger RNA, 1671 nt
Organism: Oldenlandia corymbosa var. corymbosa
Lineage: Eukaryota; Viridiplantae; Streptophyta; Magnoliopsida; Gentianales; Rubiaceae
Source: the annotation of a GenBank genome assembly